Molecule: messenger RNA, 1389 nt
Organism: Mixia osmundae IAM 14324
Lineage: Eukaryota; Fungi; Basidiomycota; Mixiomycetes; Mixiales; Mixiaceae
Exons: 6
Coding region: 1-1389 (462 amino acids)
Biological process (GO): protein folding; protein stabilization
Cellular component (GO): cytoplasm
Molecular function (GO): heat shock protein binding; protein-folding chaperone binding; protein kinase binding
Source: RefSeq, a predicted model, not a curated record
AUGCCACGACUUGGCGAUUCGUACAAGAAAUGGGACGACUUGGAACUCAGCGAUGACAGCGAUAUCGAGACUCAUCCCAAUAUCGACACAAAGUCGAUGAUCAGAUGGCGACAACGACAGAUCCACGAGAAGCGAGAGGAGCGCAAGCAGAACAUUGCCAAGCUGACAGCAGAGAUCAAACUCAACGAUACCCUCAAAGACCGUCUCGAAGCCAUUCGCAGCGAGGCGACGACAUUUGAUGCCUUCAGACACGCGAUGCAAGCGCUCGACGCAAAAGUACCAAAACCUAUGACGGACCCCAAGAAAGCUACUCCGAGCCACGACGAGAUGAUCAUGACUCUCUUGAUGACUGUUGCCGGUCAAGCUGCAAUCUCGCCCGAGAGCGACAGAGACGAAGCUGUAAAAUCUCAACUAGCUUACCAUCUUGGCGAGUUAGACAAGCGAACGGAGCAAGCCAAGAUCGAGCUGGCAGCCGAAGAGAAGGAGAGCAAGAAGCACAUCACCUCUGAAGACCUGCAUGAAGGUUUCGCUGCGGGAUCUGUGAACAAGACGCCAAGCGCUCAACCCAUAGACCCUCCCAAGCCAAGCGUAAACAAAGGCAAGAGCAAGGAAAUAGAGGUCAUCAACUCGCCUGCAGUAGCACAGGCACAAGCAGCCCAAGAAGCCGACGACACCGAUCUGGAAGAGCUAUCGAGCACAGCCAGGGCAUUCAGUCAGAUCAAGAUGGGCGACUGGACAUCAUCGUACCGGGCUAUCUCUCAAGCGGGGUCCGAGCUACUCAAAGAUUCGGUCGUCGACGCCAUGUUGCUCGAAGCGUUCCAAUUGGGCAUGGCAGGUAAGAAGCAGGCCUGCAUGAAUUGCACCAAUCAAGCCCUGAUGAUACAAUACUGCGGCAAACUCGGUCGUGAUGGUGUCAGCCUCUUCUUCAAGAAAAUGCGCGAGAAUGUGCAAAAAGCUCAGUCUGUCUUUCUGGCGGACGUGAAGGAAACUUUUGAGCGGUUAUGGGCGAGAUCGCAAGUCGUUGCAGAGGAGCAAAGGACAGGUGGCGAAGAAGUGAUCCAGCUCGUUGCAGAGAAUCCAGACACGGUCAUCUCGUUCGAUGUCCCGCAAGGUCCGCCACCCGAAAAGCUCGUCCUGGAAGGCGAAGGAACAGAAGACCUCGAUGUCGAGGAUGUGAGGAAGUAUCUCCAGCGAAAGUGGGACAUCUGGCAGACCUUGGCGCCCGCGCUGCAAGAAGCUCUCAAGACUGGCUCGCUCGAUCAAGUCAACGUCGUGCUGGGCAAAAUGCCCGUGCCUGAGGCAGAACGCGCCGUACAAGUACUCGACGAAGGAAAUAUUCUCAACUUUCGCUCGUCAGAGAUUCUCGAUCAGACUAUGGAAAGCAACUAG